Bactrocera tryoni is the source of this 2428-nucleotide messenger RNA. Its product is annotated as ethanolaminephosphotransferase 1. Gene Ontology annotation, molecular function: ethanolaminephosphotransferase activity. Gene Ontology annotation, biological process: phosphatidylethanolamine biosynthetic process. Bases 483 to 1805 code for a protein of 440 amino acids. The transcript has 9 exons. Lineage: Eukaryota; Metazoa; Arthropoda; Insecta; Diptera; Tephritidae. The record is from RefSeq and is a predicted model, not a curated record. Gene Ontology annotation, cellular component: endoplasmic reticulum membrane; Golgi apparatus.
GCCAGUCAGUCUUGAACAAAGCCGCGAGCCGUUAAUGUCGAUCUCCAGUAGUCGACACACGUCUGCUUUCCGUGCCAGUAGUCAGUGCGUGCGUGUGGCUGUAUUCGCGUCGCCUGGAAUGACUGUUGUCCUUUCCUACCUGAUACCUCGUGCUUAGUCUUUCUUCUUUGCGUCGCGCGCCGUGCUAUUGCGCGUCAUAUUCGUAACUUAUUUGUUAUUGUAUAACCGGUCGCCUUAUUCUUUGUCAGACAUUUGCCGGUUCAAACCGAAAAGGAAGCAGGCAAUACACCGUUGCAGCGUGUUAAAGUGAAGAUGUCAAGCGGUUUUGCGCCGCUAAGGGUCUAGUAGCAUAAAAAUAUUACUACGUGACUAUAAUAUAUAAACUAGUAGAAACCAACAACAACUUUUUAAGCCUAAACUAGUACUCUACAUUGAAUCAAGCAAGUUGAUAACGUUGGACACCACCACAAAAAACAACAACCAUGUUUGGCAUUAAAUAUUUAACAGAGUCCCAUUUAAAGGGCUUCGAUCGAUAUAAGUACAGCAGCAUCGACACCGGCUACAUCAGCGUCUAUAUCAUGCAUCCCUUCUGGAACUGGUGUGUUCAGUUCCUGCCGAAAUGGCUAGCACCGAACCUCAUCACAUUCACCGGCUUCCUGUUGACCGUGGUCAAUUUCAUUUUAAUUGCAUAUUACGAUUGGGACUUUCAGGGCGCCAACCACGAAGUGCACACGGUGCCGCGCUGGGUUUGGUCAGUGGCCGCCAUUAAUAUUUUACUUUACUACAAUUUAGAUGGCAUGGAUGGCAAGCAGGCACGACGCACUGGCACCAGCGGUCCGCUGGGCGAGCUCUUCGACCACGGCUUGGACUCUUACUCCGCUGUGCUGAUACCAAUUUAUAUGUUUUCGUUGUUUGGCACCAACGAUUUGCCGCCGAUUCACAUGUUCUUCGUUAUAUGGAAUGUUUUUCUUAAUUUUUAUUUGACACACGUCGAAAAGUACAACACCGGCGUGAUGUUCCUGCCAUGGGGCUACGACUGCACGAUGUGGGGCGUCAGCUUGAUGCUGUUCUUCACCACACUUGUCGGCCCGGAAAUUUGGCAUGCGCGCCCCUUCUUGGGCCUCAGUAUGGCCAACCUAUUCGAGAUUGUGCUGAUUGGUUCGGCCAUGGUGAGCAGUCAUCCAAUCAUCAUCAAAAAUAUUUAUUUAUCAUACAAACAUAAAACCGGCAAAAUGCGCCCAUUCUUGGAGGCGGCGCGCCCACUCUUCCCCUUCUUGUGGCUCUUCGCAAUCACAACGUUCUGGUGCUUCUACUCGCGCAACAGCAUCAUCGAUCUGUCGCCGCGCAUCAUCUUCAUACUCUUCGGCACGUUAUUUUCCAAUAUAGCGUGUCGCUUGAUAGUGGCGCAAAUGUCCGAUGUGCGCUGUGACGGCUUCAAUCUGCUGCUGUGGCCACUCUUGGCCACUGUGGCGGCCUCCUGUUUCCCCUGGUAUGAGCAGCUGCUGGGCAGCGAAAUUAGCGCUGACAUGGAAUGCUGGAUCCUGCAAGCCUUAACGAUUUUCGUCACCAUAGCACAUCUGCAUUACGGAAAAAGGGUGGUUUGCGAGAUGUGCGACCACUUCAACAUUCGUUGCUUCAAAGUAAGAUACACUUCCUAUAUGCAACACAAAACAGUAACAAAUAACCUACCAAAGAACUUAGGAGCGGUAAACAACUCUCAUAAAUCAACACAAUUAACCGAGUCAUUAUUGAGUAAACGUUCAGUUAAUAAUAAAAAUGGGCCAAUUCAAAGCAAACUGUCAUAACUUGAGUAAUUAACAUCAUAUCACAUUAUAUAAAAUGAUACAAUUUGUUUUAACGUCACGAAUUUAUACCACUUGUCAUAUAUUAUACCGUUUAAGAUCUCCAUUUAUUACUAAGCACAAAAGUUGAGGGGCAUUUGAGGGUUUCUUAGGCUAAAUCUCGAGUUCAAUAUAUAGUACAUACAUAGUAUGUAUAUACAUACAUAUAUACAAAGAAAAUUACGGAACGGAAAUUCGAGUAAAUAUAUACACAAGAAAGAGUUGAAAUGCCAAAGUUCAAUAGGACAAAGAUAACCGAAAGUUAGUUGCCGAAUCAAGGUGUUGAUGACGUAUAAUAACUAUCGUGCCUCAGCUCGUUUUUGUUGCGGUUUUUGAGAGCGAUAUUAGGUAUAUAUUAAGAUAUUAUAAGAUUUAUUCAAUCUUUUCGACAUCUCAAGCGUUUUAUGGGUUGAAUAUUACCCAAAUCAAAUAUAAUUAAAUAUAUCGUCACCUAAAAUGCAAAAUAAUGUAACAUCACUUUUCAUAAGUUUCCAGGUGUAAGAGAAGCGAUGUAAUAGAAACCACUCAUAUUAAAAGAAAAUUUGAGUUUUGGUUAUAAAAUGGUUAUAUAUUGCUUAUAUAUUGGU